Molecule: messenger RNA, 351 nt
Organism: Durusdinium trenchii
Lineage: Eukaryota; Dinophyceae; Suessiales; Symbiodiniaceae
Source: the annotation of a GenBank genome assembly
AUGGAUGACCAAGGUCGAUUUGAUGGAAUGGCGGAUCUCUUUGUGAUCAGUCUUCCCUGGUGUCAAGGUGGUCAGGUAGUCUUUUGCUGGUUCAACCUGGUUGACCUGGAGCUUGGAGGGCCCUUCAGCUUGUCAGCUUGGUGGUGUCAAAGGCCUGUAGUGGGAGUCCAAAAGUUGAGCUUGAGCACGACCCGUGCUUGCACUCAGACAGAACUUUUCCAGCCUUUCAGCUUGUCAGCUUUGUGGUGUCAAAGGCCUGUAGUGGCAGUGCAAAAGUUGAGCUUGAGCACGACCCGUGCUUGCACUCAGACAGGUGUUGGCUUGAUUCUCUUGAUAUUUAUUGCACUUUAG